Ruditapes philippinarum (Manila clam) is the source of this 781-nucleotide messenger RNA. RefSeq names its product lysozyme-like. The coding region runs from base 48 to 731 and encodes 227 amino acids. NCBI's taxonomy places the organism in Eukaryota, Metazoa, Mollusca, Bivalvia, Venerida, Veneridae. Gene Ontology annotation, molecular function: lysozyme activity. The transcript has 5 exons. The record is from RefSeq and is a predicted model, not a curated record. Gene Ontology annotation, biological process: defense response to Gram-positive bacterium.
ACAAAUAUCGUCAUUAGUAAAAACAUUGAAGUGGCAAUUACUUCAACAUGUUGAUCAAGUUUGCAGUUUUACUAGCCGCAAUCGGGUUUUCGUCUGCCGCUAAUCCAACAACUGGGAGCUGUCUCUGUGUAACCGCAAAUAGCGUCAACGUCCGUGAUGCAGCUGGUUUAAGCAGUCACGUGGUCACAUCAGUUUCUCACGGCCAAUGUUUUAAGUUUAAUGGCGGUAUUUUAACUAAAGAUGGGUACAAAUGGUAUGAAGUACAAGAUGUGAAUGGACAUCAUAGAGUAUGGAUUGCCUCUAACUUUGUCUCAGUAUCGGCUGCUUCACAUUGCACACACGUCAGUACACAUCAAGGAAACUUUGCAUCAGGGAUCGUGUCACAUGCUUGCCUACAAUGUAUCUGUCAGCAAGAGUCCGGAUGUAAGCCAAUUGGUUGUCAUUUCGACGUAAACUCUGACUCGUGUGGCUACUUCCAGAUAAAACAGGGUUAUUGGCAAGAUUGUGGAUCGCCAGGAGGAAGUUGGAAAAGUUGUGCUGAUGAUCUACACUGUGCUUCACAAUGUGUACAAAACUACAUGAAGAGAUACGCUUCUCAUUACAACUGUCCGAUGACAUGUGAGGGGUUUGCCCGUGAGCAUAAUGGAGGACCAAAUGGUUGUCAUCACUCGUCCACAUUAUCAUAUUGGCAUGGUGUCCAAUCUCAUUCUGGUUGCCAUAAUGUUCAUUAAAUUAAAUGACGAAUGAGCGAGCAAUAAAGCCAAAUAUAUUUUGAAAUUUG